Molecule: messenger RNA, 3011 nt
Organism: Oldenlandia corymbosa var. corymbosa
Lineage: Eukaryota; Viridiplantae; Streptophyta; Magnoliopsida; Gentianales; Rubiaceae
Source: the annotation of a GenBank genome assembly
UAAAAAUUAAUAAGAGGAAUUGAUGUUUCCUACAACAAACAAAAGCUAUAUAUUAAACUUUUAGCAUAAAGAUCAAAUUCUUGCUAGCUAGAAUUAUUGAAUACUAUACGCAAACAUAUAAUCCUAUCCCUAUCACAAAAUGUGGACGAAUUUCAGAGAAUGGACAACUUGUAGUAAGGAGCACCACAUCUCAGCUUCCCACGCCUCUUACUUUGAUCUCUAUAUAAGCAGAACAAACUUUGUUUCAAAAAGAUUGUCCCAAAUUUUAUAUUUUUUUUUUACCCUGUUGAUGUAUAAUGGCAUUACCAAUUCAAAUCACUUUUUGUGUUUGGUUUCUCUCCAUUUUCACUUCAAAAUUUCUUCUAUCUUUAGCACAAUGGGACACUUACGUUAUCCAUAUGGACUUAUCAUCCAUGCCAAGAGCUUUUACAAGCCAUCAGAAUUGGUAUUUGUCCACCCUUAACUCCAUUUCAGAUACUAAAACUACAGAAACCUCAGAUUUUUCAUCAUUCUCCUCAAAGCUUGUUUAUGCUUACAGUAAUGCUAUCCAUGGUUUUAGUGCAGUUCUUUCUCCUUCCGAACUAGAAACCAUAAGAAAUCAUCCCGGCUUUGUUCAUGCAACUAAAGACAGGUCCGUCAGAAAGGACACAACACAUUCAUCCAAGUUCAUUGGCCUCAACUCCAAUUACGGCGUUUGGCCUAAUUCAGGCUACGGGAAAGAUGUCAUUAUUGGUUUAGUGGACACCGGAGUGUGGCCGGAGAGCAAAAGUUACAACGACGAUGGAAUAGCUGAAGUUCCUUCCAGAUGGAAAGGAGAAUGUGAAGCUGGUUUUCAAUUCAAUUCCUCCUUAUGCAACAAGAAACUCAUCGGAGCGCGCUACUUCAACAAAGGUUUACUUGCAAAAUAUCCCAAUUUGACAAUCUCAAUGAAUUCGACCCGCGAUAUAGAUGGACAUGGAACUCACACUUCAUCCACUGCUGCCGGAAGUUCUGUUCAGGGAGCAUCUUUCUUCGGUUACGCUUCGGGAACCGCGACCGGAAUGGCUCCAAAAGCUCGAGUCGCAAUGUAUAAGGCUUUGUGGGAAGAAGGAGCUUACUUGUCUGACAUUAUAGCGGCAAUUGAUGCAGCAAUUGGCGAUGGAGUUGAUGUGUUAUCGUUAUCAUUGGGAUUGGAUGGAGUGCCAUUGUAUGAAGAUCCUAUUGCCAUAGCAACAUUUGCAGCUAUGGAGAAAGGGAUUUUUGUGUCAACAUCAGCUGGAAAUGAAGGGCCAUUUUUUGGUACCCUGCAUAAUGGAAUCCCUUGGGUUCUUACAGUUGCUGCUGGCACAAUUGAUCGCCAGUUCAAUGGAAUGAUUAAUCUUGGAAAUGGGAUCUCAAUUACUGGAUUAACUCUCUAUCCUGGAAAUGUUACUUCUGAGAAAAUCCCAAUUGUGUUCAACAAUGCAUGCAAAAGCAUUGAAGAGUUGAAGAAACUUCAGGGGAAGAUUGUUGUCUGUUUUGACAAUAACCAAACAUUGGGUGAACAAGUUUACAAUUUGCAAAGCACAAAAGGAAUUGCUGGUGGUGUCUUCAUCACAAACAACACAGAUUUGGAAUUCUUUCUUCAAUCUGAAUUUCCAGCUAUCUUUGUAGACCUUCAAAAUGGUGCAAAACUCUUGGACUUCAUCAAGGGAACCUCUCCUCCAAAAGCUAGUCUUAAAUUCCGCGGAACUCAAAUUGGAACAAAACCAGCACCAAUGGUGGCUAGUUACAGCUCAAGGGGUCCAUCUCAAAGCUGUCCAAAUGUGUUGAAACCUGAUCUACUGGCUCCCGGCGCACUCGUCUUGGCUUCGUGGCCUGAUAAAUCGCCGGUAACCUCUAUAACUUCCGGCGAUCUUUUCAACAGCUUUAACAUCAUUUCCGGGACAUCAAUGUCCUGCCCACAUGCCGCCGGAGUUGGAGCACUUCUGAGAGGUAUACAUCCCGAUUGGAGUCCGGCCGCCAUCCGGUCAUCAUUGAUGACCACAGCUGAUUUAUUGGACAACAUAAAUCAUCCAAUAACCGACAUUGGAUUCAAUGGUGAUUCCGCCACUCCUUUUGCAAUGGGAGCUGGACAUAUUAAUCCAAACAAGGCAUUAGACCCUGGAUUAGUAUAUGAAGCUGGAACAGGGGAUUACAUCAAUCUUUUAUGUGCAAUGAAUUUCACAUCCCUACAAAUUCAGUCCAUUACAAGGUCAUCUUCUUACAAAUGCUCGAACCCAUCUCUGGAUUUGAACUACCCAUCAUUCAUAUUAUACUUCAGAGCAAACAGCAGCCAAUCAACAGUGAAACAAUUCACCAGGACAGUCACCAACGUUGGCGAUGGAAUGGCGGUUUAUUCGGCGAAAUUGGCGCCAAUGGAUGGAUUUAAAGUUAGUGUAACUCCUGACAAGCUGAUUUUCAGAAAGAAGUAUGAGAAACAGAGUUACAAACUGACAGUUGAAGGUCCGACAGCAGCCACGGUUGAUUUGGUGGUUUAUGGUUCAUUGAGCUGGGAAGAGAAUGGCGGUAAACAUGUUGUUAGAAGUCCAAUUGCAGCAACAAGCCUAACUGUACAAAAAUUGUCAGCCUAAUAAGACUAACUUUUGUACUACUUCUUAACCAUGUGAUGAACAACUGUCCAAUUAUUAAGGUAAAUGAAAAAAAAUCAAUAUUCAUGUUGGAAUUUGUCUAAAAAAUGUGGAUACGUACAAUGAAUUUGAGUGUGAUAUAUGUUCGGUUAGAACAUUUCAUAGUUUUUGUACCAAAAAAAAUAAAAUAAAAUAAAAAUAUCUAUAUGUACAAUUGCCCAAAGUUUUUGGGGCACAUUAUUGUAAACUUUGAUGAUUGUUAUAAUGUGUGACAAAAAUUCAGCAAGUUUACAGCUAAUAGUCCCCAAGAGGAAGCCUUUUGCCUGUGGAAAAAUAAGGCUCAAGUGGCCCUUUUGUGUGCUGUUAGAAUCGACUCGUGAUUUGGAAAACAACAAAAGAAACUAAGGGCAGGGAAAACAUAGA